UCCUUCUGAGUUUUAAUCUUAUCUGCUGCAUCCGGCUUUUCCCUUUUUGUUUUUCCCAUGAACCCACUGUGGUCAGGGUUGACUUAAACAUGGUGCUAAAAGAAGUGGCUCCCUCGGCCGAUGCAACACCGUAUAGUCCUAACAGCUGUAGAACAAAGGGUGAAGUUAUUGUUUGUUCUCCUUCACAGAUCCGAGGGAUGAGCAUUGAUCAGGCCAUUACACAGCUGCAGUUCAACGACAAGAAAGGAGCAAAGAUCAUGAAAGAGGUUCUUGAGGAAGCUCAAGAGAUGGCGGUCAAAAAUCACAAUGUAGAGUACAAAUCCAACCUGUAUGUAGCUGAGUCCUACUCCGGCAAAGGGAAGUACCUGAAGUGGAUCCGUUACCACGGCAGGGGGAUGUUUGGCAUCAUGGACAAAGUUAACUGUCACUACUUUGUGAAGCUGGUGGAGGGCUCGCCGCCCCAGAUCGAGGAGAAGACGAGCUUUGACCAGGCCAAAGAGUACGUCCAGAACCUGAAGAACCGGACAAUCAUCCACAGCCUGUAGACCAUCUGAUUGGAUAAUAUUUAUCAUGUACCUUUUACUGUAUUUCUGUCUGUGUGUGUUUCUUUAA
This is a messenger RNA of Anoplopoma fimbria (sablefish), 612 nucleotides long. Its product is annotated as 39S ribosomal protein L22, mitochondrial-like. The coding region runs from base 90 to 545 and encodes 151 amino acids. The record is from RefSeq and is a predicted model, not a curated record. Gene Ontology annotation, biological process: ribosome assembly; translation. NCBI's taxonomy places the organism in Eukaryota, Metazoa, Chordata, Actinopteri, Perciformes, Anoplopomatidae. Gene Ontology annotation, cellular component: mitochondrial large ribosomal subunit; ribosome. The transcript is spliced from 3 exons. Gene Ontology annotation, molecular function: structural constituent of ribosome.